UACCUAUUGUUAAUUUUCCCACUCUGAUUUCUUUUUUGUCUCUCGCCUGGACCAGCCCAUCUCGCCCCUGAUUGGCCGCCUCUCUCCCCACGCCUGCCUUAUUACAGCCAGGCACUCCAAUUUGGUCACAUAAACAUGAGGAUACCGUCACCUCAGGGCGCACCGCAGUAACGUUGUGCAACUCUUUCAACUAUACCCACGAGAGUCAACUAGCCACCUCAGCCGUGCCAGUCGGACCUGUAUGGCCCCAUCGAUCGCCAUGUCAGCUUUGACCGCUGGUUUGAAAACCGAAGACUUCCCUCCCCGCUCGGUUCUUGUCAGCAGAGACGACAUGCAGACCAGCCUGAGCCCCGCAGAGGAGACUAUGAAACCCAAAGUUGCAAUUUUGCCCUUCAGCGUCGAGGCACUGAUGGCUGAUAGGAAACCCAGGCGAGAGGUGGAACCCCCGGAUGCCACGUCCGUUCCCGGGACGUCCCAGGCGCUCGGAAAGGGCGCAAGGAUGGGCUCUUUCGGCAGUCUGGAUACUUCAGUUCCUGCUUUAAACAUGAGCUCCACGUUUUCAGUGGGCGAGAUCAUGAACAUGCCAGAAGACGUGCUGAUUAAGCCCGAGAGUCCGGACAGUCAAGAGAGGACUUCAUGGAUACAGAGUCCUCGCUUUUCUCCCACACCUCCACGAAGGUUGAGUCCUCCUGCCUGUCCACUGCGAAAACACAAGACGAACAGAAAGCCCCGGACCCCCUUCACGACGUCCCAGCUGCUGGCCCUUGAAAGGAAGUUCCGCCAGAAGCAGUACCUUUCUAUCGCCGAGCGCGCAGAGUUCUCCAGUUCCCUCAACUUGACGGAGACCCAGGUCAAGAUCUGGUUUCAGAACAGGAGAGCCAAAGCUAAGCGGCUGCAGGAGGCCGAACUUGAAAAACUGAAAAUGGCAGCUAAGCCUAUGCUGCCUCCAGCUUUCGGGAUUUCCUUUCCUCUCGGUGCGCACAUCCCCGCGUCCUACCAAGGCUCGCACCCGUUCCAGAGGCACUCGCUGCCGGUUUCCCCCGUGGGACUGUACGCCGCUCACGUCGGAUACAGUAUGUACCACCUCGCUUGACGGGGACGGAGGACGAGGGGCACGUGCAGUAGCACACAAGGGGGUUUAGGCUACUUUCUGAGGGCCCCGAACGAGAGGGGGCCCUUUGGACAAGUGAGAUGAGAGUGUACUAAAUAAAGAGACAUCCUGGCGGUGAGCUCAGUGUCACAUCUUGUCAGGGGGCCAAGACCUCCAAACAGACCCCCUUCUGAGGACCUUGAAGUUUGUCCACUUCUCUUGACCUUGCCAGUAAGUUCACACACUGCAAAAAUAAUCCAGCUUUAUUAGUCAUUUAAUCUCGAGUCUUAAUCAGUUUUUGUCAGCGGACUUGGAAAUAAUUAUGCCAGUCAAGCACGUAUUGAUACUAGAAAUCUUCAGUUCAGAAAAAUAAUCUGAGCGUGAGACUAAAUGACUUUAAGAUGGACAUUUUUGCGGUGCAGAGGUGGAAAACAAUUCGUAGGCUUAUGACAUAUCACGAAUGGACAGUUAAGUAUGGCCACUAGGCUGUGCAAAAGUGUAUCAAAGAUAGCCCAUUCCUCUACCUUCAUGGCUGCUUACAGCCAGGUAAAAGGCUAUUACAACGGCUUCUGUGAGUAAGUCAGAGACUGCUGCGCCGCUUGACAAACAUAAGCUGGGCUUCCAUCGCAUCUGUGGGCUGCUGUCACGCUGCAGAAACCAUACUUUUCAUAUCAACGCGUCACUACAGUGGGUUACUGAAUCCAGUGUCAAUGAAUGCUCUUUGCGAAUUUGGAGAACCACAGCAUUUGUUUUUUAUAACAGCACUGUCUGUUGGAGUGAUUCCCUUCGGAAGGGAUGUGUGUACUGUAAAAUAAUGUAUAUUUGAAGAAUAUCCUCAUUUAUUUUAUGAAUAUAUUUGUGACAUAACUUAACAAUAAAUUGUUUAUUCUUUUUCAUUAAGCAGUUUCGUUUUGACUGACACUUGCAGGGUGCCUGUAGCACCAAAAUGUGACUAUUGUGGUCGUUUUAUAAAGCCGGAGGAACCAAGCUUGGAAAAUAUUUCUUUUAAUGGUGUAAUGAAAACUUCAAGUAAUAGCCUACUUAAUAUUUUACAAUUCUAGAGGGAAGUUUAAGUCUUUGUGAGUUCUGUAAUUUCCUGGACAUAUCAUCUUAAGAUUAACAAGUUGGGGGUAAAAGCAGAAGGGAAUAAUUAUUAUCAGGCCUAAACCGUAUUAAAUAAUUAAAAAUAUGAAUAAUGAUCAGCUUGACGAGAGCAUAAUUGAAAUAUUAUGCCUUUUGGAAUGUCAGUGAGAUGGCCAAAGGCUUUAUGUGACACACACUAUAACAAUAUUGAGAAAAUAAUGCCCACCUUUUCAAUUUAUCGUCAGGUAUUCGAUAAUGAAACCAUUCAGGCUUGCGCUCCAGUAUAGGUAUAUGCACCCUUGCAAUGCUAGUGUGCACUGUGAAUUUAAACUUGUCAGAUGUUAUUUGGUGGAAUGUAUUGCCACAGCUGUUGCCUAUUGCUUUAAAAUAACUAACCUAGAUUUUGUUGGCGCCAGAAGAUUUUAGGGGGUGGGAAUUGGGGGACAACCAGUUGUGCUGACUUCAAAACACACCGACAAAUAUUGGAGAUAAAUGCUUGUAAACAAUCCACCAGAGUGUCAUUACUGAGUGUUUAGGGUGUAAAAUGAGCCAAGUGACACCCCAUUAUGGAGAAGACAGGGUGUUAAAACCAGUAUGCCACUCCUCAUAUGAACAUAUUACCUUACUGGAACACAUAGCCUAAAGCAAAUAUGUUAUCCUUCGGUUGAACGCUGGAGUCAUUUUCUGCCAUCAGGAAGACUUAAAUGGCAAAACAGGCAACAGACAAGGGGAAAUUACAGGCCCCUCCGCAGCAGGUUUUAAAUGCUUUCUCUCGAGUUCUCUGCCAUUCAGGCAGGGGUUAAAUUGGAGUAAAAUAAUUGCUGUAAUGAGCAAAGAAGGCAAUCUGCCGCAGACGGAGGCCGGCUCCAGCCAGGCUGUAGCUCCAGGCGAGGCGGAACUUUUAUCAUUCCUAAAAUGUCAACGGGGGACUGGGACGGGCAACACUUCUCCUCUCUGUGCUGUGAUUUUUUGCUCCUCAGCGCUGACAGGCUGCUGUCCUAAACAAGGGCCCAAAUGUAGGCAUUUAUUGAGCUAUUUCUCAAGAAUCACAACACGCUUUUAAUCUCCCACCCAAUCUUGCCACAUCUUUUAGUAUCAAAUGAAUUACACGUUUAUUCUUGGAGUUUAUUUUAUGGUGGAUGUUGCCUGACUAAAGGCCAGAUAGUCUAUUUUUUAUUUAUUUAGUUGGUGUGUUUUCCUCUGACAAUCUCUGCUCCAUUUUAUCCACGAGGCAUAAAUUAAUAGCUACAGAACCCCUGACAAUAAGUUGAAAUCACACGGAUGGACGCUCAGUCUGAAAAGAGUUGAAACUUGACACAAAAGAACCAAAGGGGAUCCGUUCAUUCUUUCAACUCUUUCAUUCUUUUGUCCCCGGCUCUCCGUAUCUUGCCAGAAGCCAAAGAGAAAACAAAACUCACUAGUUUAUAUCAUCCAAAAGAUCACAGGAGGCUGUUUGACUCUGCAGUAAAAAAAAAUCCAUUGAUCACUGAUCCCCAAGAAAGGAAAAUGGGUUAUUAGAAGUCGCCUAGACAGCUUGGUUAAAUGUUUAUUAAAGCAGAGAAGUCAGUGGAAAAGACCUUUAACCUUUAUUCAGUUGAGACAUAUAGACUAUGUGACUUUUUAUAAACUGAAUUAACACAGGCUAUUACAGUUCGUCGAGUUAUAUGUGUUUAUUCCUUAACAAAGACUGUUACAAGUGGACCCACUACCCAGGUUUUUAUUGCGACAUAGCCUAUUAGGCUAAACCAGAGUAAAUUACAAAUCUAGGCUCACGUUGAUUUUCUUCAGUCAAAACUGCUGGUUGCUUCCUUUAUGAUCUCUGCGGAAACAGUCUGCCCAAAUGCAGUCUCUAUUUACCGCCAUACUCUAAUUACCCUCUAUGAUACCUGAUUAAUGAAGCAAUUAGAUUUGACCAUAUUUAAUUUGACACGUUUCAUGGGAGUUGCUGUUUUAAGUGUAUUCAUGUCAUUUGGUUCUUUACAAAUUCGCAACAAAUGUCUGCUCAUGACUUUUUUGUGAGAAAUAAUAUGUCAAUACAUGUUGGCCUGGCUGAGUAUAAAAGGGUCAUCAGGUGCUGUGAAUUCAUUCAAAAUAUUAGACAAGGUGUUGCAAGACAUUAGCCUUAAGGCCUUAACAUGUCCAUUACAACCACUUGAAAUGUGGGGAAAAUAGAUCUUAAACUAGUCUCCAGUCCUUGUAACUUUCUCUGUAUCUCCCAGAUACCAAACCACCACCUUCUGUUCAGAGUCGGAGUAACAUUAAAAAGGCUCGUUCUUUUCGAUCAAAAAGUAUAACGUUUUAAACUAAACUGAAUUCAACAAAAACUAGCUUUAUAAAAUAAUAUUUUAGUGUCAUUGCCAGAAGAAUCUUCUUUGAAUAGCCUGUUGGCUUUGGGCCUUUUCAGAAAAAUGUGGUGCAGGAGUGACUAAACUAGGCUAUAAUCAUAAUAAUGUUUUAUCUAAUAAUAAAUACUUUUUUUUUUUUAAAUUUUGCUGUUUCACCUUCAUUAUGGCUUCUUUCUUGAAGCAUGUAUCCAGUUGUCUGCUUACUAUGAAAUGUCUUUUUCUGUUCAUGUAAAAAAAAGUUAAAAGCAAAAGGCACAUUUUCGAUUAAAUUAGCCUACUCAUCUGUUUUUCACAACAUGUGAACUCUGAGUCCUGGAUAUGAGAGAAGAUCUUGGCUAAAAUAAAGGCAUUAGGACGCAAGGAAAAUAUUUAUAUUUAACUAUAGCCUAUAGAUUAAUAGAAUGGCAGACUAUGUCCUUGCUCUGCAAAGUAGCCUACAAUGCGGUGGGAGUCCUCAGUCACUCAGAGCCACGUGCUGUAAAUACUGUUAACAAUGCAGCAAGAACACUAUAAAUCAGUGUUACCAGCAGACACAGCCAUCAUCACCAAUUUCUUGCGGCUGCCAAUACACCAAAAAUACCUAUAAAAUCAAUCUCUUGCAGAAAACCACAUGUUCUCUAGGUAACGAAACAGAAAUAUUACAGCCAAGACAUAUGUAAAGAAAUGAAAUGCAAUAAGCUCACCAUGAAGUAGCCUAAGUAUUGAGACUGCCACACAGUAAAAGUCAAUAUUAAAGGAAAGAUAUAGUCCUAAAUAGGCCUACAUAAUUGAGCUGGACUUUUUAGAGCCACGGAUGACUAUUUAGCUAUGCUGACAGUCAAGCAGAUGAAUAAUACAUUUUGAAUUGCUUGCUUAUACAAUUUAUCACUACCUUGUCUUAAUGAGUUAGGCUGUAGGCCUACCGCCCAUGUUGAUGAAAGCAGCUUACAAGCAGAGCUAAGCUACAUAGUUAGAACGGAUUAAUUAAGCUAAUGAAGAACAAAGAUGAUAUAGCCUAGCCUUAAUUUUGUGGUUAUAGCCUAUCCUCAAGUGUCCGCUGUCCUACUUGCCUUGAAAGGUUUUGAUUGACCUACGUUCAUGACCAGAUUUUGGCCACUUACACUGAAGGCUGAAGUUGUGAACCUCCGAGAUACCAACAGAGUGAUCCCCUCUGACUGACUGUUAAUGGCUGUUCGGUCCUUCUUCACAGACUCCGGUGACCCUUCACUGAAUAAUUACUUCAGCGUGUUAAAUCAGUGGAACAACUGUGCGUUUGUAAGGUACAUUUACUGCUGACAGGAGGGAAAGCUAAUAUGUGAGAGUUUUGAAUCUCACUGGUUGAACACUAACACGCCCCAUAUCCACAUUUACUGAGCAGCAUACAAUAGUGAGGAGAGUGUGCCAAUCGCCUAUUGGAAAUUAAGGGGGAAACAUUUUCUUAUGUGGCCUAAUGAGGCAGCAUUUCUUUUUAAGAUGCAAUAAAAGUGCUAAAUGUGAUGGAAAAUUGCCUGACCCCCCCAUAAACAAAAGUGAAUCAAAACUGCAUCACCGUCCCUUUAAUGAUCCUUUAAUUAAUAGGUUUCUGAUAUGUCCUUUACAAGGCAAUUUAGCUAAUUCAACAAAGCAGAGAACGAUUACUGUCACCCCCCGGCAAAGUUGUUUUUUUUUUUUAUUGUGCAGCAUUUAGCAUCUUUCCUGCAGUGUCGCAGAACAUUAAAAUUGUUAAAUUACCUGGCCGCCAGCGAUUUAUAUGUUCUGUUCUCGUUUUGCCUUAAUGCUAGAAAAUCACGUGGAUUCUGCGGCCCUCUAAUGAUGAUCAACAAGCGCAGCAAUUAAGCUUUAUAACCGCACUGUGGGCUGAUUUCUUAACGAGCCACAUGCGGCUGACUAACAUUUAAGUUUUUGCAGGGUUGGUUAAUUAGCAGUGAGGGGUUCAGACCUGAUGGUUCAGAAGUGCAAGAACUUGAUUCUUGGCGCAUAAAAGAAAAACUUGCUUAUUGCAACAUGGGCCAAGCUCAAACUUAAACUGCAGGCUGUUAAAUGAUAAUAAAAUGAUUGUGAUGUGUUGUAAGAUUCUCAA
This is a messenger RNA of Micropterus salmoides (largemouth bass), 6577 nucleotides long. It is a transcript of the gene msx1a, whose product is annotated as muscle segment homeobox 1a. The transcript has 2 exons. Gene Ontology annotation, cellular component: nucleus. The record is from RefSeq and is a predicted model, not a curated record. Gene Ontology annotation, biological process: embryonic morphogenesis; regulation of transcription by RNA polymerase II. Bases 242 to 1093 code for a protein of 283 amino acids. Gene Ontology annotation, molecular function: DNA-binding transcription factor activity, RNA polymerase II-specific; RNA polymerase II transcription regulatory region sequence-specific DNA binding. NCBI's taxonomy places the organism in Eukaryota, Metazoa, Chordata, Actinopteri, Centrarchiformes, Centrarchidae.